AUGAAGACACUACUGGCAGUUAGCAUGGCCUUUUACAUUUCAGCCCUUCUAAAAUUAAUCAUUGAAGAGGUGGAGGCGGUAGACGCUCACACACUGCUGGUUUCUUGGUACGACCCCAAAAAUGUGGAAGGAACCCUUGGGGGCUUUACAGUCUCCGUUGGACUCUACAUUCCAGACUCGGUUAACGAACCACACUGGCGGCAUGUGGCCAACGUAACCGCGGACUCGCGAUCGUACAGGAUCACUGAUUUGGAGCCCGACACGCGCUACCAAGUCACUGUUCGUGGUUAUGUCCUGCCGAACGAGGAGGGUCAUGGUGGAGGCUACAGCCAAUAUUCCUAUCCUCGAACUGCCUCAACGUGGUCUCUUGGUAGGUGA
This is a messenger RNA of Mesocestoides corti, 378 nucleotides long. NCBI's taxonomy places the organism in Eukaryota, Metazoa, Platyhelminthes, Cestoda, Cyclophyllidea, Mesocestoididae. The record is from the annotation of a GenBank genome assembly.